Molecule: messenger RNA, 2803 nt
Organism: Alligator sinensis (Chinese alligator)
Lineage: Eukaryota; Metazoa; Chordata; Crocodylia; Alligatoridae
Gene: GRAMD1A
Product: GRAM domain containing 1A
Exons: 17
Coding region: 1-2064 (687 amino acids)
Biological process (GO): intracellular sterol transport
Cellular component (GO): plasma membrane; endoplasmic reticulum membrane; endoplasmic reticulum-plasma membrane contact site
Molecular function (GO): sterol transfer activity; sterol binding
Source: RefSeq, a predicted model, not a curated record
AUGACACGCAGGCAGAGGAACUUCCUCUUGUUCGCUCCAAACAGCCGCCAGCGCGUGCAGAGCUGGUACAGCGUGCUAAGCCCAACCUACAAGCAGCGCAAUGAGGAUUUCCACCGCAUCUUCAAGGGGCUGCAUGAGGCCGAGCGCCUUCUCGUAGACUACUCGUGCGCGCUGCAGCGGGACAUCCUGCUCCAGGGCCGGCUCUACCUGUCUGAGACGCGGCUCUGCUUCUACAGCAACAUUUUCCGCUGGGAGACUGCGAUCUCCAUCCCAUUGAAGGAGGUGACACACCUGCGCAAGGAGAAAACGGCCAAGCUCAUCCCCAAUGCCAUCCUCAUCUGCACCAAGGCUGAGAAGCACUUCUUCACAUCGUUUGGUGCCCGAGACCGCUGCUUCGACCUGAUCCACGGGCUCUGGAUUAACGCACAGUUGGGCAAGACACUGUCGCCACGGGAGCUGCGGCGCAUUUUGCACCAGGGCUACGGCGCCGAGCUCGGCCUCACCAGCGAGGAUGAUGACUACGUGACCCCCACCCUGGGCAGUGCCAAGGAGGGUGACGACCCCGAGCUGAGCGACCCACAGCCAGAUGCCAGUCCCGAGCCGGGCCCACGGGGUGCUGGCCACUACCACAGCCCUCCCUCACCAGCCAGCAGCAGCGAUGGCACUGUCUCUGUGGUGGAGGAUGUGGAGGACCCAGCAGUCGGUGCAGCGGAACAGACAGUGACGCCAGUGCAAGACCCGCCCAAGCCUGAGGGGCCAGGGGACACCCCUCUGCCCACCCCCGCUCCUUCCCCGGGUGAUGUGGCGCCCAGUGAGGAGCUGCCAACUGACGUGAGCCGCUCCUGUUCCUCCUGUGCCUCCUCCUCCUCCACACACGAUGAAGGCGACGGGCCUCCUGGGCACUCAUUGCUUGGCCCCGCUGCCCUCCCGGAGCUGGGGAGGGAACCCAGGAGUCCUGGGCCCAGAUCAGAGCCAGUGCCCACAGCUGAGGUGGACUCCUUUUCGGACCUGCCUGGGCGGUUGCUGAUCAAUGCAGUGUACCACGUCGGCGCUGAGCGCCUGCAGCAGAUGCUGUUCAGCGACUCGCCCUUCAUGCGGGACUUCCUGGCCCAGCGCAAGUUCACAGACUUGACAUUGACAGCAUGGAGUGGCGAGAACAAGUGCCGUCAGAGCCGUGUGCUGUCCUACACCAUCCCUGUCACCAACCCGCUGGGCCCCAAGGCCGUUGCCGUGAUAGAGACACAGAACCUCUUUCGCCCUGGCACCCAGAGCGGGGCCUGCGCCGUGGACUCUGAGGUCAUCACGCAGGGCAUCCCCUACCAGGACUACUUCUACACCACGCACCGCUACUGCAUCAGUGCCCUGGCUCACAGCCGGGCCCGGCUCCGGGUUUCGUCGGAGAUCCGGUACCGCAAGCAGCCCUGGACACUGGUGAAAGCACUGAUCGAGAAGAACGCAUGGGGUGGCGUGGAAGAGUACUUCCAGCACCUGGAGCUGGCCCUGGCGCAGGCUGAGAAGGCACUGUUGGAGGAGAGCGGCUGUGGGAAGGAGCCACGGGGGCUGCGGCGCCGCAAACGCGCCUUGGCCUGGAGGCCACCCCACCACACCGAGGCCCCUGGGGCUGGCGCCCAGGGUGGACCACGCACCAUGCACCCCUCUGGCAGCUUGUCGGCACGGCUGACGGAGCAGGUGCUGGAGCGUGGGCCAGGCCACAGCAUCUCCACCAUCAUCCUCGUCAUCAGCCUGGUCCUGGUGGUGCUGGUCGUCCUCAACAUGCUGCUCUUCUACCGGCUCUGGGCACUGGAGCAGGCGGCGCGCACCGUGGAGGCCUGGCAGGCCUACGCCCUGGCCAAGGGGAAGCUGCCACAGACAUCGGCUGAGUGGGCUGAGGUCCUGGAGCUGCAGCGCCGGUUCCAGCGCGUCGAGGUGCAGAAGUGGCGCCAGAUCCUGCGUGCCUCCGUGGAGCUGCUGGACGAGAUGAAGCUGUCCCUGGAGAAGCUGCAGCAGGGCAUCGCCAGAGCUGAGCCAGAACUGGAGCCGCACCAGGACGGCGCCUUCUCCUGAGGAUGGGCCCCGGGGCCGGAGCCAGGCCUGGGACUUGCCGGCCCCGGGGUGUGGACCCCCUGGCCCCUGCCCCUGUGGCUGGGCUGUGCAGAGCUGCUCCCACCCAGACACUGGGGAGUGUCUCCUGCCCCCCUGCCUCCCACCCCAGCUGGUCUAGGGCGGGGGCAACCACUGUGGGUCUCCAGUCCCCCAUUAGGGAGCAGCUCCAUGCUGGGAGACAUACAGGGUUGAGGCCUCUACCAUCCCCCAGCCUGAAGCCCAGCCACCUGGGUUCUCCCUGCAGCUCUGGGGUGGGGGGGGAGCAGGAUGCCUGGUUUCGGGGGGUGGGGGGGGAGAUCUAGGCUCCUCUCCUUGAAGAGGAGCCAGGGGCUGGGACACCUGGGUUGCAUCCCCCCUGCGCUGCCAUCCUUGUGCUGUGCCUGGGGGGGCUGGGUCUGACGUCCUCCCUGUGCCAGGGGGAUUUGGCCUGGGAGUCAGUAUUAGGGCUCCACUUAGGGUUGGGGUCAAGGGUCAGAGGCCAGGGGUCGGCUGUGCCACAGGUGCUAUUUAUUAGAGACAAAUAAAGGGUGCAGAGGUGCCACCAGGACCCGCGUGUCUGCGUCCAUGUGUGCUGGCGGAGGCUAAGAGCCCAUGCAUGUCCUGGCCCCACAGCAGCACGCUGCAGUGUGGGGGGAGGCUGGGCUGGGGGAGCAGCGCUGUGCAGUGCGGAGGGGGCUGCUCGCUGGCGUGAUGCGAGGGC